AUGGUAGAGUGUGCGACUGAGUUCAUUAGCUUCAUCACUUCAGAGGCUAAAAUCCGAUGCCAACGCGACCUACGUAUAACUCUUACCGCAGAAGAUUUGUUAUGUGCUAUGCAGAGGUUAGGUUUCCAUAAUUAUGCUGAUCCUCUCAAUCUUUACCUUCGUCGCUAUCGUCUCAAUGCAGCUGCACAGCAUGGUAGCAACAUUCCUGCACAGCCAACAAUUGCAAAUGAUAAUGUUCCACCACCACCACCACCACUGCCACCUUCUCUUACUCCUACUUUCCCAAUCACUCCAAACCCACCAUAUCCAAAUCCAAUGGAAAUGGGUGGGUUAUUACAUACAAACCCAUAUCAAGAUCCAAUGCAAAUGGGUGGGAUGCAUACAAACCAAUCUUUAGACCAAAUGCAAAUGAAUAUUGCUCCAAACCCAUAUCCAAACCAGAUGCAAAUGGGUAUCGCUCCAAACCCAUAUCCAGAUCCAAGGGAAAUGGGUAUUGCUUCAAACACAUAUCCAAACCAAAUGCAAAUGGGUAUUGCUCCAAACCCAAGUGAAAUGGGUAUUGUUCCAAACUCAUAUUCUGACCUAAUGCAAAUGGGUAUUGCUCCAAACCCAAGUGAAAUGGAUAUUGUACCAAACUCAUAUUCUGACCUAAUGCAAAUGGGUAUUGUAGAACCAAACUCAUUUUCUGACCUAAUGCAAAUGGGUACUAUUGCUCCAAACCCAUAUCCAGACCCAAGGGAAAUUGGUAUGACUCCAAACCCGUAUCAAGACCCAGUGCAAAUGGGUAACGCUCCAAACCCAUAUCCUGACCCAAAUGAAAUGGGUGGGUUACACAGAGAUGAUGAGUCAGAAGGCGGUGACAAUGUUUACUUUGAUCCUAUUGCUUUCCUUAAUCGUGACAAAUUCUUAAGUGACUGA
Molecule: messenger RNA, 918 nt
Organism: Gastrolobium bilobum
Lineage: Eukaryota; Viridiplantae; Streptophyta; Magnoliopsida; Fabales; Fabaceae
Exons: 1
Coding region: 1-918 (305 amino acids)
Biological process (GO): regulation of transcription by RNA polymerase II
Cellular component (GO): CCAAT-binding factor complex
Molecular function (GO): RNA polymerase II cis-regulatory region sequence-specific DNA binding; protein heterodimerization activity; DNA-binding transcription activator activity, RNA polymerase II-specific
Source: RefSeq, a predicted model, not a curated record